This is a messenger RNA of Miscanthus lutarioriparius, 1440 nucleotides long. The record is from the annotation of a GenBank genome assembly. NCBI's taxonomy places the organism in Eukaryota, Viridiplantae, Streptophyta, Magnoliopsida, Poales, Poaceae.
AUGACGGAGAACCCCGGCGCCAAGGCUGCGUCGGCGCAGGUCUGGAGCCGCGUCGCUCUCGGGAAUCUCACCAACGUCGCCGCCGCCGCCGGCAGGCUCGGCGCCCCUGAUGCGGAAAAGGAAGUGGAUGAAGCUAGAAAGUUAAAAUCUUGCUCCAGAAAUGUUGAGUGGCUAAAAGAAAAGCUAUUGAAGGAGCAGGAGCACAGGGAAAGAGAGCUGAAGGAAAUUGAAGCUAUGGGCCUGACCCAAUCCACUUCCUUUUGGCUUCAAUAUGGAUGGUGCAAAGUGCUGCUCAGCAACAAACCUGAUGUGUCUCCUUAUAGCGACUUACCCCAAAAGCAAGCAUUAACAAAUUUGAACGAAGUUGGUGAAGCUACCCUUACCAAGGAUAGUGCUGAAAGUUCUACUGGGGAGGUCAACUGGCUUGAAUAUCUGCUUGCUGCACUAAGUGAAGAAAGAGAUAAACCAAUGAACCACCAACCUAUUGUGACUAAACAGGAAACAAGAAAUGCUGAUGAUACAUCGUUGAAGGAUAUGUUUUCAGGUGUACAUGGAAUGGGCAAAACAAUUACAGCACUGGAGAGAAUUAUAGACGAACUGAUUAGUCGUCAGGACAAUGAACGCAGUAUUUUCAAUGAAAGAUUGAGCAUCGAAAGAGGCAAAGUGCAAUCUUUACAGCGAGAGAGGGAUCAGCUACAUUCACAGGUGGCCCUACUACAGUCAAAGUUAGGUGGAGAUUGCUCUACUUCAAACACAAAAAUACCAUGUGUAGUAAAUACUCUUGCAGUGGACAGUGAAGCAAAGCCCAAUCUAAACAAAACAGAAAAUUGGCUGAAGACAGUUGAAGAAUUGAAGGCACAGGCUAGUGGCCCAAAGAAACAGCCUGUUGUCAUUGAAAUUUGUGAUGAUGAGGAUGCAUGCAUUUGGUGUGAUGAUGAUGAGAAGCCUUCUCUGAAAUCAAAUGCCUUGGGCAGUGGCGAACCAGGGAGUGAACCGAGCCAACUUACGGGGUUGUAUGAAUGGUUUUUCCGUGGUAAUAAACUAAUGCUCUCUUCUGGAAUGAAGAAAUACCUGAGAGAGCUCUGUGGUUGUGUACCGCCAGAGAUCCCAUUCUAUAUAUAUCAAAUGAAUAAAUCGAACUUGAAGAGUAGGGGGAAGAUGCGGCUCUCUGCAAAGUACAUCUCUAAGCCCUUGCUUUCUUGCCUGCACAAAGGGGCGGGCUAUGCUCAUUUUGAACUCGAUGGGGAAUAUCGUGGUACUGUUAGAGUGAAACUUAACCCAGAUGGCCGUGCAAGUCUCACAUCAGGCUGGGAAAAUGUGGUUGCAGAUAAGGAUAUUAAAGUUGGUGACAUAUGCGCCUUCCACUUUAAGAUUUCUGAUGGUGCUCUUAAGCUGUCUGUCUAUGUGUUCCAUCCGGGUUUUUUUAGUGGAUUUUUUUGA